ACUCCGAUAUAGAAUCAACCAUAGUCAGAUGCUUGUUAUAAAGCAGUGGGCUGUUCCCGGCCCCGCCUUUACCACAGUGCUCUUAGCGCCUCAGUUAGUGACAGACAGUGUCACUCACAGUCACACUCUACCGUGUCAAGACUCUUCCCUCUCCUCACUCUCACCGUCCCGGCUGCUCAGUCACCAUGGCGACCGGCGCUGCAGGCCGCCCCUACCAGAUAGUCAUAUUCGGGGCUUCGGGAUUCACUGGGCAGUUCGUGGUGGAGGAAGUGGCCCGGGUGGCGGAUGGCGUGGAUUUCAGGGGCAAGGAGCUGCGCUGGGCUGUAGCUGGCAGGAGCCAGAGGAAGCUGGAGGAAGUGCUGCAGAGGGCCGCGGACAACCUGGCUAGGCCACAGCUGAAGUCCAUCGACAUUAUAAUAUGUGACAUUGGUGAUCCCUCCUCCCUUGCUGAUAUGUGUAAGAAAGCCUCCGUUGUUCUCGACUGUGUGGGGCCAUACAGGUUUUAUGGUGAACCGGUGGUGAAGGCUUGUGUUGAAAAUGGAGCAAACUUUGUUGAUAUCAGUGGAGAACCCCAAUUCCUUGAAUCAAUGGUCCUGAAGUAUGACAGCCAGGCAGCCGAUAAGGGGGUAUAUAUUGUCGGCAGCAGUGGCUUUGACUCCAUUCCAGCUGAUUUAGGAGUUAUAUUUACUAGAAACAGCAUAAAAGGUACACUGACCGGUGUAGAAAGUUUUUUAUCCUUUAAGUCUGGACCAGAGGGCACAUGCAUUCAUGAUGGAACAUGGCAGUCUGCCAUUCAUGGUAUCGCCGACCAGGGUAAUCUGAGGAAACUUAGAAAGCAGUUGGCUCUCAAACCACUUCCAGUUGUUGGUAAAAAGUUAAAAAGAAGGGGUGCAGCCUUCUACAGUGAUGAGGUAAAGCAGUACGCCAUUCCCUUUCUGGGAGCAGAUGCUGCUGUUGUCAGGAGGACCCAGCGCUACCUACAUGACAGUCUGCAGGAAACUCCUGUUCAGUACGCUGCAUAUGUAUCAGUGGGUGGUGUUAUGUCUGUUAUCAAAAUGAUGUUUGCAGGACUCCUCUUCCUACUUUUCACAAAAUUCAGCGUUAUGCGAAAACUUCUGAUAAAAUAUCCGAAAUUCUUUUCAUUCGGUUAUUUCUCUAGCGAAGGACCAACAAAGAAACAGAUGGAGGAAGCCUCUUUCACAAUGACGUUCUUUGGGGAGGGUUACAGCCAGGACCAAGAUCCCCAGCAAGGGAAACCGAAUAUAAAAAUCUGCACACAGGUGUCAGGACCAGAAGCUGGAUAUGUUACUACUCCAAUAGCAAUGGUGCAAGCUGGUGUGACCAUUCUAAAGGAACCAAGCUCUCUCCCAAAAAAAGGUGGCGUUUACACCCCAGGAGCAGCCUUCUCUAAAACCAAACUGAUUGAACGUCUCGACAAAGCCGGCAUCCAUUUUUCAGUCAUCAGCAAGACGGAAGCCUGAGAUAUAGAUAUAUAUAUUGCACUAUAAUUACCAUGCAUGACUAGUUGAAAUAAUGGGUAACUUAGCCCACAUUACUACAGAUAAUACAUGACAUUCAUUAAUUUUCAUUUGUAAUCUUACUACAGUAAUAAAGUACAUUCUAAUAGAAA
Messenger RNA from Pseudophryne corroboree (corroboree frog), 1630 nucleotides. It is a transcript of the gene SCCPDH, whose product is annotated as saccharopine dehydrogenase (putative). The transcript is spliced from 12 exons. Gene Ontology annotation, cellular component: plasma membrane; mitochondrion; lipid droplet. Bases 186 to 1481 code for a protein of 431 amino acids. Gene Ontology annotation, biological process: glycolipid biosynthetic process. Lineage: Eukaryota; Metazoa; Chordata; Amphibia; Anura; Myobatrachidae. The record is from RefSeq and is a predicted model, not a curated record.